Pelodiscus sinensis (Chinese soft-shelled turtle) is the source of this 2836-nucleotide messenger RNA. The record is from RefSeq and is a predicted model, not a curated record. NCBI's taxonomy places the organism in Eukaryota, Metazoa, Chordata, Testudines, Trionychidae.
UGCUAAUGAAUAGUUCACUUUUUACAGAUGAUUUUUGAUCCCACUAUGAGCAAGAAGAAGAAGAAAAAGAAGAAGCCCUUCAUGCUCGAUGAAGAAGGAGGAGACACUCAAACAGAAGAGACACAGUUGACAGAAACUAAAGAAGUGGAGCCAGAACCAACAGAGGACAAAGAUAUAGAAGCUGAUGAAGAGGACAGUAGGAAGAAAGAUGCUUCCGAUGACCUGGAUGACUUAAACUUCUUCAACCAAAAGAAAAAGAAGAAGAAAACAAAAAAGAUGUUUGAUAUAGAGGAAACAGAAGAGGGUAUAAAGGAUUUAAAGAUUGAAAGUGAUGUGCAAGAGGCAGUGGAACCAGAAGAUGACCUUGAUAUCAUGCUUGGCAACAAAAAGAAAAAGAAGAAGAAUGUAAAGUUUCCAGAUGAGGAUGAGAUGUUGGAAAAGGAUGAAGCUCUGGAGGAUGAAGACAGCAAAAAAGAUGACGGAAUUACUUUUAGUUUUCAUACUGGACCCGCAUGGGCAGGGUCAGAAAGGGACUACACGUAUGAUGAGUUGCUGAAUCGAGUAUUUAACAUAAUGCGGGAAAAGAAUCCAGACAUGGUAGCUGGUGAGAAAAGAAAAUUUGUCAUGAAACCACCACAGGUUGUAAGAGUAGGAACCAAGAAAACAUCAUUUGUCAACUUUACAGAUAUCUGUAAAUUAUUGCAUCGUCAGCCAAAACAUCUCCUGGCGUUUUUGUUGGCUGAAUUGGGCACAAGUGGCUCAAUAGAUGGUAACAACCAACUUGUAAUCAAAGGAAGAUUCCAACAAAAGCAAAUAGAAAAUGUUUUGAGAAGAUACAUCAAGGAGUAUGUUACUUGUCAUACAUGUCGGUCACCGGACACAAUCCUGCAGAAAGACACCAGAUUAUACUUCUUGCAGUGUGAGACCUGCCAUUCUCGCUGCUCCGUUGCCAGCAUCAAAACUGGUUUUCAGGCUGUCACAGGCAAGAGAGCACAGCUCCGUGCCAAAGCUAACUAGUUUGCUAAUCGACACUGGAUUUUGCAAAGUGUUCUGGGGAGAUAUGACUGGACAGGUUUACAAUCGGCGUGGAUUUACCAUUGUAUUAAACAAGGUUGUAAGAGCUACCAAGAUAUUUGGCUUUUGAUUGAUUGGUCUGUGAAAUCCUUGCAAGAUGCAGAUCCUGAAGCUGUUCACAUACAUUUGCUCAUUGAAUAUAUUUUACCAACUAUCAGAGAAAUAUGAUGGGAAAGGAGGUGCUUUUUAAUCCAUUCAUAGACUUCUGUACAAUGCAAGAUAAAUUAAAGUUAUUCUAACAGUGACUCUUUCAUUUGAAUUUUUCCUCCAGUUUUUCUAAGUUGUAUCUGACAGUUGCCAUGAACACGAUUUUUACUAUGACUACAUGCAGGCUAUGUUAAUUAAUUAUGUCCAAAGAACAGGAUAAGACUUCAGCACACACUUCAGAAGUGUAUUUUUCCUCUGGAAAGCUCCUUUUAGGGAGCCUGUAGCUAGAACAGACAAAGCAGUUGUUAUAUAAAAGGCAUACUGGCUAAGAUUCCGAAUGGCGAGAAUAGUCCUGUCCAUGUGAAAACUGCCCUUUUUUAAAACAUGUAAGGAUGCCUGGUUCCUUUCCCUUACUACUCCUGUACUCUCCUCCUUUGCUAUUAUGAGAACUGGCUUAUGAAGUGAUGAGCUGUUCAGUAUCACUUCCCUUAAUGUUCUUGCCAGCUAUUAAGGGCACUUUAUCUGUUAAUGCAGCUGAACAGUUUGGUGCAACUUAUUAAGGAGAAAAUGCAACCCCUUAAGCAGUUCAGAAGAUCGGUCCUGAAUGUCCUGUUGAUACUGAAUGUACACAUAGUGAGUUGGUGAGCUAUUGUAAACAUGCACAGUGUCACUGUACUAAAUUCAUAAAUACGUUCAUUUCUCUCUCGUCUCACUUAGUUCUCUACUUUGCACCACUUGAAAUGACUAAUCAAGUUAAAUGAAAAGGAUAUUGGUAACAUAUUGCACACUGGAUCCAAGGCAAUGAAAAUGUAAAAAUAAUGCCUGCUAGCAUCAAAUUUUAAUUCAAGAUAUUUUUUGGGUUCCAGGCUUAAUGUACAAACACUGUGUGUACUGUAAAACAUGCAUCUUUCUCCACUAGCAAAAGGUGGUGUGUUUUUGUUUUUUUUUUUGAAGGGAACUCUGGCACUGAUUUGAAAAAAGCCACACAGCCUCUGAACUUAGUGUAGGUCCUACACACAUCUGUGUGCUCUUAUCCUCAUGUCUGGUUCGUGCAGUGAAUGUUGUUGUCUCCAGUUUUCUUGCCUGGGAAUCUAGUUAACUGUUACCAUUCCCUAGGAAUGGGAUUGGGGGUAGAACGGGGGUGGAGAGAGGCAUGCUUGCCAUUAUAGUACUGUCAAACCUAAAAAACCUUGUGUCUAUUCAAAUAACUGACCUCUAAAAUUGAAGUGCUGUGCCAAUUGAGGGAGAAAUUCAGCAGCAGGCUGGUGGCUUGAUGGGAGUUGAAUGGCUUCCCUGCAUGUAACCCUAGUAUCCACUCACCUAGUAAAUAAAGCGAGGAUGAGGGUAUUAUUGGCUCAUUUUAAGGCUGCAAUUGAAGGGUUUCAGUUCUGAGUGUGUUAAUCUGUGUGUGUAUAUACUAAUAUACAAUCCAGUUUUGCUGGUAAACCAUUUUUAUUUGCUAUUUGAAAACUACUUGACAAUACAGUGCGGUUAAAGUCAAGGUUUUAUAGCUGGUUUCUUAAAAGCCUUUUGAAUUUGAAGAGUGAGCUGUAACAAAUGUUGGCUGUGUCUUUAAGUGAAUAAAACCAGGAUCAGUGCCUCUUGUGUAACAUAA